AUGGUCACCGCUACUCCCACUCGCCGGCUCCUAUGCCUCACCAUGUUGGGGUACAAGAAACCAGGACUCACUGAGGAAGAGCUCUGCGAUUUCCAAGUCAACAAGCAUUCUCAGUUGGUCUCCGGGCUGAUGCAGAAGUACGGAGUAGUCCGUUACAGUAUUACGCAUAACGCCGCUAAGCCGAUGGACUUGCUCCCUCUUCUGUUCGAUCCCAACUAUGUCGAGUACUCGGACCAUGACUUUAUAGUGCAGAUUAUCAUCCCAAGUCUUGAAUCUUUUAUCGCCCUCAAAGAGGAUCCGAUCUACAAGGAGCGUGUUGCCAUGGAUCACUUGAAUUUUGCGGAUCGCACUGAUCGUGCUCGUCGGACACGUAUGAGCCUCGGGUACGUGCACGAAAUUAUCCGCGACGGCCAGGCAGUUUACGUGGAUGACAUGAGUGUGGUGCAUUGUCAGGUCAACAACGAACUUUUGGACUCUAAUGGCACAUUUGCCAGUGCUUAG
Penicillium paradoxum is the source of this 501-nucleotide messenger RNA. It is a transcript of the gene tpcK, whose product is annotated as decarboxylase tpcK. The coding region runs from base 1 to 501 and encodes 166 amino acids. Lineage: Eukaryota; Fungi; Ascomycota; Eurotiomycetes; Eurotiales; Aspergillaceae. The transcript is spliced from 3 exons. Gene Ontology annotation, molecular function: oxidoreductase activity. The record is from RefSeq and is a predicted model, not a curated record.